AUGCUCGAAGACGCUUCCUUUCGUCGACUCUCACUAGAAACGCGUGCAAAGCUUAGGUCAACUCAGAUCCUGACAUCACUCCCCCAGAUUGUUUCCGAGCUUUUGCAGAACUCGCUCGAUGCCCAGGCUACUCGCAUCGAAAUAGGUGUGGAUUGCGAGGAAUGGGGCUGUUGGGUACGGGAUGAUGGUUCUGGAAUCUCCAAAAAUGACCUAGGCAGUCUGGCAAAACCAUCCGACGACCAGAGACGUUAUGGCACUUCAAAGGUUUAUGAUCCAUCUUCCAUGGACCACGUCUCGACCUUUGGUUUCCGGGGUGAAGCGUUAUCUUCCGCGGCUGAGCUAUGCUGUGUGGAAAUAGCCUCGCGGACCGCAAGGUCGCGAGAAAGCCACUCCAUUAUACUAAAGGGAGGAAAGUCCCUUUAUUUUGGUCCGUCCAUACGGUGGAAAAGAGAAGGGCAUGGCACCGUCGCCUGCAUUCGAGACGCUUUCUUUAAUUUGCCUAUCCGUCGCAUGUCCCAUCCCCCAUCUCACAAAACGUUGGACCUCAUACGGCAAGACAUUGAGACAUACGCCUUAGUAUCUCCAAACGUGUCUUUCUCAUUGGAAGAUACGAGCAAAACGCGGCAGCCGGGAAGUAGCAAGGGUCACCUGCUCCGUAUACCCAAGCAUUUUCAUAUGCACAUAUACGGUCCAGAUAUCAACAGACACCCGAUUGAAUUCUGCGACCUUCAUCGGACUAUUGACCUCGAGUUCUCUACUAGCUCCUUUGCGAAACAUGUAAAGUCCAUUUAUACCCGACGCUCUCCACGCAAAGGAGAAAAAAGGCCUGCAUACGUUCUGAACUUAAUCGUUGACCCUAAGCAUAUUGAUAACUGCCUCGAACCUGCGAAGACUUCAGUUGCCCUUGAGAACAAGAAUCAAGCUUCAUCCUUUUUGUCUUCCGCCAUCCGCGCGUUCUUGGUUCGGCAUGGCUUCUCGAGACAAACCCUAUCCCCUCGAAAAAGACGAAAAUUAGAGCCAGGACCCAGCAGGCAACCCGUUAACCUGGAUGAAGACAGCUCACAGGGCAAUCCCGGCGAGAAAACCCUGUACAUCAGGGGCUACGACCAUGACACUCAACACACCACAUGGACAGACCCGAUAACCCGCGAAGUUUUUGCCGUAGAUUGUCGAACGGGAAAUUCAUACCCCCGAGAGCGAGAUAUGCGUCCAAUGAAUUCCAGCAUUGAUGACCGGCCGAUGCUAAACAAACCUCUGCUACCCUCCGAGUCUGAAGGCGGCGCCGACCAUGAAAGUUGUAAAGCUAUGCCCCAGUGGCUAAAAGAUGCUCUUAACCCAAUUGAGGACCUUUGGUCCAACACCCCUCGCGAACCAUCCGGGAUGUGGCAGAAUCCACGCUCGGCGCGCCGGACACCACCCGGUACCCACACGAUUAUGACGUUGGGGAGAUUCGAUAAGAAAGGGAUCGCAAAUGCAGAAGUCGUCAAGCAAGUUGACCAAAAAUUCAUUGCAUGUCUCAUCGACUCCAGUGAGGAAUCGCUUCAAAGUCGGUCUCUGGUUCUGCUUGACCAACAUGCUGCCGAUGAACGGAUACGCGUAGAACGUUAUCUCAAAGAAUUAUGCUUAGGAUUUCUCAGACGGCCACCCUAUGAGCAAGGCGUCGAAACUGAAACGCUGGAGCCGGCAAGACCUGUCCUUCUGACCCUCCAGGAAGCGUCUUGGCUACACGCGAACUCUGGCUUUCGAUCAGUUUUUCGUUCAUGGGGGUUUGAAGUAUUAUUAUCUGAUAAAGAUCCUGAGGACGAUGAACAGUCUCACGCGGACGCGUAUACCCAGGUUCGCAUUCGGACUCUCCCUCAGGUGAUCAGCGAAAAGCUAAAAACUGGGCACGAAUUACAAGAAUUUGUCAAGGGCUACUUGGCUAAAUUGCACAAUGAGGAGCUUCAUGGGCUGGACUCAAUGCCUAGGAAAGAGUCUGGAGAAACGACGGACGACUGGUUGAAGGCGUUACGAUGGUGUCCCCGCGAGCUUAUCGAGCUCAUUAACUCUAAGGCUUGCCGAGGGGCAAUCAUGUUCAACGACCGGUUGAAUCACGAGCAAUGUCAGCGGUUGGUCAGACAGCUCGCAGAGACCAUCUUCCCGUUUCAAUGCGCGCAUGGAAGACCGUCCAUUGUGCCUUUGGCCGAUUUGAGCUCCGGAUGUCCACGGUCUACAGUGCCGCCUGUACCCUGGGAAGAGUUCAACAUAGCCUAA
Molecule: messenger RNA, 2253 nt
Organism: Coniophora puteana RWD-64-598 SS2
Lineage: Eukaryota; Fungi; Basidiomycota; Agaricomycetes; Boletales; Coniophoraceae
Exons: 14
Coding region: 1-2253 (750 amino acids)
Biological process (GO): mismatch repair
Cellular component (GO): mismatch repair complex
Molecular function (GO): ATP-dependent DNA damage sensor activity; ATP binding; ATP hydrolysis activity
Source: RefSeq, a predicted model, not a curated record